Molecule: messenger RNA, 660 nt
Organism: Arachis duranensis
Lineage: Eukaryota; Viridiplantae; Streptophyta; Magnoliopsida; Fabales; Fabaceae
Exons: 5
Coding region: 1-660 (219 amino acids)
Biological process (GO): ubiquitin-dependent protein catabolic process
Cellular component (GO): proteasome regulatory particle, lid subcomplex
Molecular function (GO): structural molecule activity
Source: RefSeq, a predicted model, not a curated record
AUGGAGCCUCUAGUUGGAAACAAGUUUUGUAUUGGUCGAAAAAUAUGUGGCGCAUCCUUUGGAGAGAUCUAUCUCGAAAUAGUAAUAAUCAGGAGGGGCAGCUGCGGUGGCAAAGGGGAAGAGAAGGGCGGGGGAGGAACCAAUGGACAAGGCCACUCUUCAGAAGCCGAGACACAUGAUCAAGAGUCUGUUGCUAGGUCCAGGGAACGCAAACAGCUUCUUGAGUUUGUCAUUCCAGUAUCCAGUUGUGAAAAUUGGUACAGAAGAUCAAUCUUUUUUAUUGACUCUGUUAUGCUUUUGGAAAUGGAUCUGAGCUUCUCUUGUACAGUUGCUAAAAUUUCAGGAACAUCUGCUCUUCAAAUUGCACUCUGCAAAGAAAUGGUACAAUGGACUCGUGUUGAGAAGCGUACGUUCUUGAGGCAGAGAGUUGAGGCAAGACUUGCAGUACUUCUAAUGGAAAAUAAGGAGUUUUCAGAAGUUUUGACUUUACUCUCCAACUUGAUCAAAGAGGUUAGAAGAUUAGAUGACAAGCUUCUACUUGUAGACAUAGACUUGCUAGAAAGCAAACUACACUUCUCAUUAAGGAACCUUCCAAAAGCAAAAAAUGCACUCACAGCAGCAAGAACAGCUGCAAAUGCUAUUUAUGUGCCGCCGACAUAG